UAUGCCGUCUAUGCUUUGUGUUCAUUGUGUCUGUUUUCUGUCAAAUAUUAUUGUAGUUUUAUAAACCAACUGGUGUUUGUUUCGAAACAACAUUGUGUACACUGUAACCAAUGCUAUACAAAAAUAGCAUGAAGGUCAAACGUUAACAACUAGUAAAAACCGAAGAGAAAGGCACCACACUUUCCGAAUAAAAAAGCCUUUGAAUGUCGAAACAAAGAUGGCGUCUAGUAGAGACGAAGGCCCGGUCUAUUACAGGGAAAUACAGAAAAACGCGUAUCUCAAACGGAUACCAAACGAUCUAGGCGGCAGCAAACUGAAGCCGUUGGGGAGUAAAAAAGUUCCUCUCAAGCCCAUGUGGACUCAAUUCUGCGUCCACAACGGCCGCACUCCGUACCUGGAACAGUACCUUGACGCCGUCAGCCCCGCUACUGUCUCCCACAAGCCGGUGUGGAGGGCGUGUCUCCGUUCCGCUCGUCACGUGACGGCGAGUGUCAAACCUCACUGCGGAGACCAGUAUGACUUCUUAGUGGAUACCGAUAAUGGCGCUGUGAGGAUGUUGGCUCCGGAUUGGGAAUCCAUGCAAGACUGGGUGUCGACUCUUCGCAACACCCUCCACGAAUUGAAGAUCCUCGGUAAGGGUGAGAACGUGUAUUGCGCGGGCCCCGCGCCCGCCGCGCCCCGCGCCGCCGCCCGCGACCCCACCUCGCCGCUGCCCCCCACACCGCCCGUGCCACCAGACAGAGUACCAGGCAUAGAACUAACAACGCGUCCGCCACCACCACAACCAACACCACAACCGACACCACAACCGGAACCAGUCGACCCACAACCACUCCCACAAACAGACAGCGAACCGACACCAGCACCAUCAAACCCAACCACUCCAGAAAUAGAUAUAUCCAAUUGGGAUACACCAUUUUCAUCUCUGCCCAGUACAAGCCAAGUCAAAAGUGAACCAAGGAAAAGUGUUGCGAAAAUCUGUGGCCAAAAUAUAUGUCUAGAUGAUUCAAUAUUUAAUAGAAAUGCAACGGAUAGCGACGAUGAUUUCUUCGCUGAAAUCGAUCGCAUGAGUGACGAUGAUUAUAAGCAAAGAGUCCUGGUUAGUAAUGGCGAAAGCGGGCCGAGUGAAGCCGGGGAGAGUAGCAAUCACCAAGCAACAAAUAUAACAGUCAUUCAAGUGUCAAAUAAGGAGCCUCCCCACACAGCCAUACCCGUCAUGGGCCCGGAAAUAGAUGUUUUCGAUUUCGAAUUCAAGCAGAACCUCACAAUCACAGACCAAACGAACCCUAAUUUCGUAAACAUAGUCAAUACAGAACAAAAUGACUACGGAACCACGUUUUCCAAAGACUCUGAUUAUGGUCACCUAAGUUUGACGACCACAGUCAGUCUGACUGGUACAUCUGAUUCGAACUAUCCCAAUUUCUCAACCACAUCAAAUGAAACGGAACAACUGUAUGAAAGAUUAUGUAUGGCAUCGACUUCGAAUCCAAAGCCGUCGCCUUUACCAGUUAAAAAGUUGAAGAAUGUUGAGAAAAGUCGAAAAUCGUCGUUACCAAAUUUGGAAGUCGGCGAGGCGACUUACGAAUAUUUGUUCAUGAGCAAUAAUAAUACAAAUUUGAUUAAUGUUUCGAGUGAGGUUAAUUGUAACGGGGAGGCAUCUAAUAAUGCUGUGCCCCUACCUACAACGGCUAACGAUUCGAGAUUGAGAGCUGUUGAGAGAUCAAGAAGUCAGAAUGCUUACGAUGCUUCUAGAAUGAGAGAGAACGUGCCUAGAAGAGCACAGAACAACAGUCCUAAGAGGGAAAUUAAAAAUGAGUCAUCUGACCAGCCUCAAAAUAAACCAAUAUGGAAGCGUGGUUUAACAGAACUGUCUUUAUUAACUCGACUAAAGUCUAUUGGUCAGAGUAAAAAGGAAAGCCCGACCAGACAAAAUGAUAGUCAUGAUAGGAACGCAGUAACUUCCCCAGUUAAAGUGGUGCACCGGUCCAGACCUGAAGGCAGGGUUGAUGCGACUAGACGAAGGAGCAGUUCUUUAAGUAAUGGUUGUACGAUCCUCCCAGCUACAGAGACCCCUGUAGCAGGCAGCUCGCUGACCCCGCUACGCGCGCGCCAGGCGGCGGCGCUACGGGCUACGCAGCGUAGAGCCGCCGCGUUGCCCGCUACGCUGUCGCUACGAGACCCUCCUGUGUUCGCUGAUUAUGAUAACCAUGUUUGGCUGGCGUGGUGGGGAGGCGGCGGGGCGCGCGCGGGGGGCCGCGCCGGGGACCGCGUGGCCGCGCUGCGCUGCCGCUCCCCGCGGGACGCCGCACACGCGCGCCAGCUGCUGGCCCUGCCGCACGCACAUGCUGUCGACAUACUAUUUCAUCGUGUGCCGCUCGCUAAGAUAUAUGUUAUCAACAAGAGAGACCAAGAAAGUAUUGGCUUGAAAUUAGACAAUGAAUGCAAUAUAACAAGCGUCGAACCCGGGAGUCCGUGUGCAAGAGCCGGUUUACCACCACCCGGUAACUGGGCACUGACCGAAAUCAAUAAUAGACCGAUCAAUUUACUCAAGGGAGGUGAAGAAGAAAUGAACAGAAUAAGCAAACACGGUACUGAAGUUUCAGUUCUCAUACAACCGUCUGCCCUAGUCAAGAAACUCAGGUCCGCGCUCAAAGGGAACAAAACUCUAUUAGGACUGAGAUAAGAUACAAUUUACAUUAAAGUUUCAUCAUAUGAUUGAUGUACAACCUGGUGUCAGAGUUUAAACCGUCCGUAGACCUCUGACGUGACGCAACACACCCUUGAACAAUUCUCAGGUGUGUCGCGCCUCACGAUGUUUUUCUGAAUCGUUUUUAGCAGGUGAUAAUAAUACGCAGAUACAUUCUUGAAGACUGGCAGUCAAAUGUACAUCGUUAUCGGUUUAGCAGUUCUUGAGAUAAAACGAAACUAACAAUCAGUAAUAGAUUUUGUUAUGAAUGGUAUCUUAAAUCUUCAUGAUGCUAUUAUUUACAUCCAUUUUUAUAUAAAUAUAAAGUUUUUCAUUAAGAGGCUUUUGAUAA
Molecule: messenger RNA, 3038 nt
Organism: Trichoplusia ni (cabbage looper)
Lineage: Eukaryota; Metazoa; Arthropoda; Insecta; Lepidoptera; Noctuidae
Exons: 13
Coding region: 218-2683 (821 amino acids)
Molecular function (GO): protein binding
Source: RefSeq, a predicted model, not a curated record